CUGGACGGCGGUGCGACACGUGCGGCUGCGGGGAUGGAUGCGAAGGGCCCGAGAGCCGUGGUGGAGCUGAAGGGAAGAGUUGGCAGCACGUGGCAGAAGGCAACAGCAGAGAGGAAACUUCCAGCCCACGAGUUGGCUUUGCCACCAAUCACCGACGGAGGCAAGAAGAAAGGGCAGAAGAACAAGGCAGCAGUGUUUGUGUCGAGGAAAACAGCCCCCUUGGUGUUGAAGACCUCUUCCCAAGAGAAGCACGGAGCAUUCACUGAGAGGAAAUGGGUGCUCAAGGAGGCUGAGUUAGCUGGAGUGUUGGAAGAGAUGAAAAUGACCACGCACCUGACCAAGCUGAAGACAAAAGCCAUAGAGGAGCUGAAGCAGUGCGGUGACCACCUGGCAAAGACCAACUUCUGGCUGAUGAAGGACAUCCAGCACACUGACGAUAGCACUGCCAAGCAAGCCAGAGACUUGCUGCAUCAGUUUGAAGUGUAUCAGAUGAUCGAGGCAAUGACACAGACCAUCAGUCAGAACCAGCUGGAUAUGGCAAGGGCAGAGCUCCAGGAAAUGGAAAAAACAAUGGAAAAGAAUCUGGGAAAGCUACAGCAGCAAGUGGAUGAAGUCACAUCGAAAGUACAGGUUCUCCAGGAUGAGCUCAGCAUCCUUCGGACCUACACAGAGGUGCAUUAUCUAAACCAAGCUAUGCAGAUAGUCCUCCUGCUGUCCGACAUCCAAAACCUGAAGAAGCAACAGCAGGACGAGAUAGAUGAGACAGAAAAAAUGGGAAAGGCCAUUCUGGAGGAACUGGAAGAAAAAACACAGCUGGAACAAGAAGAGAUAUUACAGAAAGUUGCAGAGGAGGUGUUGCUGCACCAGGAUGGGCUGAAGCAGAUGGUCAUCAACAAUCAUGUUCUUCGACAUGAAAUAAGAAGACAAAAAGAGAUUAUUAAAGACCUGGAAGAGGAGAUCAGCAAGCUGAAGAGAAGCGUCCAGACGCUCCGCCAGAGUGCAGGAGACCCAAGAGAGACGAUCUUUGCUGAUGUUUUUCUCCACAGACCAAAGUGCACACCAGACACCGAGGUGGUUCUCCGUAUCCCCACUGAGAAGACUCCGCUCCCCUGGUGCCCGCAGCGCUCAGGUGAGAUGCCGACCAACGCAGCCCUCGCUUCCCCAGCAGCACUCCUUCCUCCCGGCCCCACUCAGCCUCUGUGAGGACUCACUUAUAAGCGGCAGGAGGGUGUCUCGUGAUACAGCCGUGCCAGAAGCACGAUGUAAGCCCCCUGAUAUCGGCCCUUUGUGCCACCUGACCUCACACCAGCGGCAUCACCUGCCCCCAGAGAGGCUGCAGCCAAAGGCAAACCAGGACUCUCCGCUGCGAUGCCCCAGUGGUCUCCCAGUGCCGGCCCCGA
Messenger RNA from Lagopus leucura (white-tailed ptarmigan), 1400 nucleotides. RefSeq names its product chromosome unknown C20orf96 homolog (gene CUNH20orf96). The transcript has 10 exons. Bases 34 to 1203 code for a protein of 389 amino acids. The record is from RefSeq and is a predicted model, not a curated record. Lineage: Eukaryota; Metazoa; Chordata; Aves; Galliformes; Phasianidae.